GUGUCCCAUCUCCAUCUGGAUCUGUUUCUGGAGCCUCUGCCUCUUUUACCUCUUUUCAACGAUUUUGGGCCUCCAUCCAUGGACUACAUGCAGGCUAUGAAGCCACCAUGUGCCCAAGGUUCCCAGAUCACGUACAUGGGCCUGCUUUCUGUCAUUGAGGAGAUGGGCAAGGAGAUCCGACCUACUUAUGCAGGCAGCAAGAGCGCCAUGGAGCGGCUGAAGCGAGAUAUUUUCCAUGUCCGAGAACUGGUAAGAGAGUGUCUGGCAGAGACAGAGCGCAAUGCCCAUAUGUAACAGUUGCUUCCUCCUGGCACCGUCCUGUGGACUUUCUGGCCAAUCAUCACCACUUUGAAAUCUGGUGAUCCAUCCCCUGCCCUUUCCGUCAAUCACUGUUGUACAUACUGGAACUACCAUUGCCUUUAAAGACCUUUAUACCAAUUGGCACCUAAGAACCUGAAGUGUCUCCUGCUGCAUCAGAAUACUUCCCAUCAAUUGGCAUUCUGGGAACUGAUGCAGAAACAUUUUGUUGCACACACCUGAUCAAGCAAUGAGAAUAAUGGCUAGUAGCAAGUCUGUCAUUAUAAAUUAUGUGGGGGUUAUAAAUAAAAGAAAAGCUUUGGAAUUGAGAUUCUCUCUUUUGCCCUGUGUGUUUUUAAAACUUCAUGUGAUGGAAACUAAGACAUUGAGGGUCUGUAUUGCAAGAUGUGCUUCCAUAGAAAAGCAGCAUGUGACCCUCUCUAGCGCUUGGAGUGGAAACGUCAGUCA
Euleptes europaea (tarantolino) is the source of this 765-nucleotide messenger RNA. Its product is annotated as cyclin-dependent kinase 2-associated protein 2-like. Bases 79 to 294 code for a protein of 71 amino acids. Gene Ontology annotation, biological process: negative regulation of G1/S transition of mitotic cell cycle; regulation of microtubule cytoskeleton organization. NCBI's taxonomy places the organism in Eukaryota, Metazoa, Chordata, Lepidosauria, Squamata, Sphaerodactylidae. Gene Ontology annotation, cellular component: cytoplasm; microtubule; nucleus. The record is from RefSeq and is a predicted model, not a curated record. The transcript has a single exon.